CAGAAAAAUCGAUGGCUCGCGACUGAGCCAUGUUAAGCGGAGCCGUCAAUCCACGCCGAGCCAUCAACGUCGAUGCCUCUCUCUCUCUCUCUCUCUCUCUCUCCAUGGCUCGUCUUUAUAAGAACCCUACAGCAUCUCGGCAAAGAGAUUUUUCUCUUCUCAUCGACGCACGAAAGUCGUCCUUUAUCUUCUCUUCUUUUUUAUUUUUAUUUUUUAAGUUUUUCGUCCCCCUAAUCUCUUCGUAACAGUCGUAUCAGGUCUACGACAUCCAUUAAAGCACGAAUCCUGGGCCUCCUUCGGUUGUUACGCGAAGAGAUCACUGCAUAUUAACUUUAGGGUUUUAGCCAAGACUCAUCACGUUGGACCAAGAAACAAUGGGUUUUCUUCACAAGCUCUGGGAUGAGACGCUGGCCGGACCUACCCCCGACUCGGGCCUCGGUGGGCUCCGCAAGUACGACUCGUUCCCGUCCUCGCGGUCCUCCGCCGCUCGCCGCUCUGCUCCUCCUCCUCCCGCUGCCGGGGCGCUCUCCCAUCCCGACUUGCCGGCGGUCACCCGCAGCAUCACCAUCGUCAGGACCACCCCGGCUCUCCGGUCCAUCUCCGGGGAUCCGGGGUCGGGCCCGAGCACCCCCAGCACCCCUUCGACGCCUGGGACACCGGAUGGGAAGCUGAAGAAAUUCACGAGGAGGAAACCGCCAAGCGAUGGAUCGGACGGCUUUCAGCCUAGAGGACCGACUGACUAUGACUGGAUUGUGUUUAGCGGUUUGGAUCGUUAGACGGAGAACCUGACAAUAUAUUUUGCUCCAUCGGCAAUUUUGCCUCUCCCUCGAUAUAGAGGAAUCGAUCUUUCUAUCUAUAAGAUAUCAGCACAUAUAUAUUUAAGUGUAUAUAUAUAUAUAUAUAGUUAUGAUAAUGAAUAAGAUUGUUCAUAUAAAGAAUGGUCAGGUCACAGAGAAGGGACCAAGUCCUUCGUGGAGUUUCCUAGAGAAAGAGAGAAGAAGAAGGAGGAGGAGGAGGAGGAGGCCUUAAACCCCAUAAAACUCAGCCUCAGCAUAACCUUCAAGAGUUUUGGGAGCUUUGGGUAUUUUUCCCUAGUUGCUUUCUCUUCCCCUAGUGUUCGAGUACAUAAUAAUAAUUUUUGUGCUUUUUGUAUUUGGUUUUUUUUUUAAUCUUUUUUGUAAAUAUGUAAUUAUUUGUAUAAUGGGAAGCUCCUCUUUCAUUGAAACUA
This is a messenger RNA of Eucalyptus grandis, 1228 nucleotides long. RefSeq names its product dormancy-associated protein homolog 4. NCBI's taxonomy places the organism in Eukaryota, Viridiplantae, Streptophyta, Magnoliopsida, Myrtales, Myrtaceae. Bases 375 to 776 code for a protein of 133 amino acids. The record is from RefSeq and is a predicted model, not a curated record. The transcript is spliced from 3 exons.